GCGUGCGUGAAGUGGGUGACGCGGUGACCGAAGCAGACAGACAUGCAGUGGGUACGGUACCUCAUACUCGCGUCGGUGCUCCUGCUGGCGACGGUGGCGGAGGCAGAGCGGAAGAAAUCUGGCAGAGCGAGACAUUCGGGAAAGGGGAAUAAGAAAAAUAGAGACUCUGAGAUGCAAAGGGAAGCUGAAUACCCUAAUGAAACAAAGGCAGCAGAGCAGACCUACCAUGAGGCUCACCUCCGUCACCAUCGUCUUCCGGCGCCGUCGCCGCCGUACUGUUGCGAUCAGUUGGAAAUUCGGAAGAACCUUAGAAUAGAGCAGAUAAAAGAUCGUGUUCUUAGAGCCACAGGCCUGCUAACACCUCCUAACAUGACCGGUGUAGUGAUAUCUCAAAAUCCCAACAUCCAAGGCAUUAUCGAAUCCAUGAAUACAACAGAACCGCAACCAACUUAUAUGCAAGAACCACCCUACAAUGAUGACGAACCGGAAAUCAAAACCGAGAAGAUCUUUUCUCCAGUAGAACCAGGUAACAACUACACUUCACAAUCAGGUAACUAG
Messenger RNA from Penaeus indicus, 558 nucleotides. RefSeq lists its product as uncharacterized. Bases 43 to 558 code for a protein of 171 amino acids. NCBI's taxonomy places the organism in Eukaryota, Metazoa, Arthropoda, Malacostraca, Decapoda, Penaeidae. The transcript has a single exon. The record is from RefSeq and is a predicted model, not a curated record.